AUGACGGCCUCGCCCGACUACCUGGUGCUGCUGUUCGUGAGCACGGCGGGCGCCAGCGGGGCCCGGCUGGGCUCGGACGAGCGCGAGCUGCUGCAGCUGCUCUGGAGGGUGCUGGACCUGAGGAGCAAGGAGCUGGGGCGCCCGCACGAGCUGCUCGUCCAGCCCGACCGCCCCGAGCUGACGGCCGAGUGCCAGGAGGUCACGCAGGUGGAUGCCCAGAGCCUGGCGCUGGCCCCGCCGCUGGAGCAGGCGCUCAGACAGUUUAAUCAGUCCGUGAGCAAUGAGCUGAAUAUUGGUGUGGGCACGUCCUUCUGUUUCUGUACCGAUGGACAGCUGCACAUCAGACAAGUUCUGCAUCCUGAAGCAUCCAAAAAGAAUAUCUCGUUGCCUGAAUGCUUCUACUCCUUUUUUGACUUGAGAAAAGAGUUCAAGAAGUGUUGCCCUGGCUCACCUGACAUCAGCAAACUUGAUGCUGCAGCUAUGGCAGAGUAUUUAAAUCUGGACAAGGGCAGCCCAGCGCUUCCAUAUGGAGCCUCGCACAUUGAAGAUAUGGGGAAUAUUAUUUUAACGCUAAUAUCUGAACCGUACAAUCACAGGUUUUCAGAUCCAGAAAGAGUGAAUUACAAAUUUGAAAGUGGGCCUUGCAGCAAGAUGGAACUUGUGGACGAUAAUGCUGUCAUACGAGCGAGAGGGCUGCCCUGGCAGUCAUCGGACCAGGACAUAGCGCGAUUCUUCAAAGGCCUWAAUAUUGCCAAGGGAGGUGCUGCACUCUGUCUCAAUGCCCAAGGCAGGAGGAACGGGGAGGCUCUCGUGAGGUUUGUGAGCGAAGAACACAGAGACCUAGCGCUGCAAAGACACAAGCAUCACAUGGGCAGCCGCUACAUCGAGGUGUACAAGGCAACAGGCGAAGACUUCCUUAAAAUCGCAGGAGGCACUUCCAGCGAGGUGGCGCAGUUCCUGUCCAAAGAGAACCAGGUGAUCGUCCGCAUGCGAGGGCUGCCCUUCAGCGUCACGCCCGAGGACGUGCUCUCCUUCUUCGGCCAGCACUGCCCCGUGACGGGGGGCAAGGAGGGCGUCCUCUUCGUCACCUACCCCGACAGCAGGCCCACGGGCGACGCCUUCGUGCUCUUCGCCUGCGAGGAGCACGCGCAGAACGCCCUGAAGAAGCAUAAGGACUUGCUGGGGAAACGCUACAUCGAGCUCUUCAGGAGCACCGCAGCAGAGGUCCAGCAGGUGCUGAACAGAUUCUCCUCGGCGCCCCUCGUUCCGCUCCCGACGCCCCCCAUCCUGCCGGUGCUGCCUCAGCAGCUGGUGCCUCCCGCCAGCGUCAGGGACUGCGUUCGCCUGCGUGGGCUGCCCUACGCUGCCACCAUCGAGGACAUCCUGGAGUUCCUGGGCGAGUUUGCAACGGACAUCCGCACCCAUGGGGUGCACAUGGUGCUAAACCACCAGGGCCGCCCUUCGGGAGAUGCCUUUAUUCAGAUGAAAUCUGCAGACCGAGCUUUCCUGGCGGCGCAGAAGUGCCACAAGAAGACGAUGAAGGACAGAUACGUGGAAGUCUUUCAGUGUUCUGCUGAGGAGAUGAACUUUGUAUUAAUGGGGGGCACUUUGAAUCGGAAUGGCUUGUCCCCACCACCAUGCCUCUCGCCCYCUUCCUACUCCUUCCCCGCUCCGGCCACGGUGGUGCCCACGGAAGCUGCCCUGUACCAGCCGUCCGUGCUGCUGAGCCCGCGGACGCUGCAGCCCUCCGCAGCCUACUACCCCGCCGGGACCCAGCUCUUCAUGAACUACACAGCCUACUACCCCAGUUUGCAGCAGAGGAUGGACUUGUACACGCAAGUGAUGCGGCCAGCGCAGUGUCCAAAGAAUGGAUUUGCAUUUAAAGGUCCCAGCAGUUAGACUUGCCUAGAGAAGAUUUCUCCAAACUUUCUGAAGUUUUGAACAAAUGCAGCAAGCCUAGAUGGAGAUUUUGAUUACGUUGCCAGCUUUACUACUGGUCAGGCCAACUGUGCUGAAGAAAAAUCAUCAGAGCUUUGGAAAUCAGCAUAAGGACAUCUACCUUUUAAAUUAAUAUACAACUUUCACCGAUACCCAACCACUGUCACCAGCCCACUAAGCCCUUCACUGAGAGCACGGGUGAUGAAAUCACUCAAGUUCUUGAGGAUUUCUAGUUGAUCAAGUAUUAAGCUGCUCUGAACACAGAA
Molecule: messenger RNA, 2204 nt
Organism: Nothoprocta perdicaria
Lineage: Eukaryota; Metazoa; Chordata; Aves; Tinamiformes; Tinamidae
Gene: ESRP1
Product: epithelial splicing regulatory protein 1
Exons: 15
Coding region: 1-1899 (632 amino acids)
Cellular component (GO): ribonucleoprotein complex
Molecular function (GO): RNA binding
Source: RefSeq, a predicted model, not a curated record